Messenger RNA from Cucumis melo (muskmelon), 735 nucleotides. RefSeq lists its product as uncharacterized. The transcript is spliced from 2 exons. The record is from RefSeq and is a predicted model, not a curated record. The coding region runs from base 233 to 637 and encodes 134 amino acids. Lineage: Eukaryota; Viridiplantae; Streptophyta; Magnoliopsida; Cucurbitales; Cucurbitaceae.
GGGUGGUGGUGAAGAGAUGUAUUAAAUGUUGUCAACUACAUUAGGAUGGUCAUAGUCCAUUAAUUUGAAGUCAACCUUUCUCUCUCCUUCUCUAGAGAAGCGUAGAUGGCCACGCAUAUAAAAAUCUUCCAUCUCCUUCUCUCCCACUUGCCAACUAAAUAAAAAACUUUCCCUUUCCCAAAUCUCACUUCAAAAUCCAAGAAAAAAAGAAAAGCUUCCUUUCAAUCCCGCCAUGUCUUCCAUUCUGAGUUCUCAAGGUCUCGUCAUUGCAACAGCCAUGGUCGUCUCUUCCACAGCUCUCUUUCUCGCCUUCUCCAACCACCAUCACAAGAUGAUCAGUCCAAUAAUCCCACCCUCCACAUCCCUUCUUCCUUCUUGCUUUUCAUCUGAUGAAAAGAAGAAACAGAAGAAGAAGAAGAAGAAGAAGAAGAAGAAGGUGAGAUUUGCUGAGGAUGUGAAAGAACCAAAAGGGAAUGGAGAAGAGUAUAGAAGAGAACAUGAUGAGAAAAUAGGUUUAAUGGAGGAAACGAGAAGAGGAAGGAGAAUAAGUUGUAGAAACGAUAUUCCUGCUAAUCGAAUUGCUUUGUAUAAUGGAAUUCUUAAAGAUCGAUCGCAAAGGAUUCAAUGUUCGUUUUGAUCUUCACUCCACUUUGUUUUCUUCUUCUUGUUUCCUGUGUAAGAAAAAUCCAGCUUUUCUGUGGCUGUCAAUGGAUGGUGGAAUUUCUCUUCAUCCAA